Molecule: messenger RNA, 1877 nt
Organism: Umbelopsis ramanniana AG
Lineage: Eukaryota; Fungi; Mucoromycota; Umbelopsidomycetes; Umbelopsidales; Umbelopsidaceae
Exons: 7
Coding region: 77-1711 (544 amino acids)
Biological process (GO): endosomal transport; endocytosis
Cellular component (GO): cytoplasm; plasma membrane
Molecular function (GO): calcium ion binding; protein binding
Source: RefSeq, a predicted model, not a curated record
CGUAAAUUCAAACUCUUGGCUUAGAAAAGCCAAAGACUAGCUCACCAUGGGGGGAACUUUAGCCUUUUAACCCACCAUGUCCAAUUCACCUUUCGCGGCUAAUGACCCUGGGAGGCACAGAAGAAGCUCGUCACAGAUAUUAAGUUCAGUACCCGGCGAAGAGAACUUGACACCAGAGGAACGCCAUAUCUAUCCGCAGCUCUUUAAGGCGGCAGAUAUUGAUGGAAAAGGAAUUGUACUUGGGGAAGAAGCUGUAGAAUUCUUCAAAAAGUCGGGUCUUCCAUCUCAUGUAUUGUCCGAGAUUUGGACAGCGGCCGAUGAUGAACAGAGAGGCUUUUUGACACAACAGGAGUUUUACGUUGCGCUGAAACUUAUCGCAUGUUUCCAAAACGGUCAAACGGCUGCAGUCCCUGUUUUCAGCACAGUAGUACCUCCUCCGCGUUUUGAUGGUGUUUAUGUUGAGCCCUACCCUACAACUCACAACGGCGUGUCGGCAAUGGCGUCACAAUUGGACAGCAUUAAAGCGGACGAACGAGAGAGGUUUAUACGAAUUUUUCGAACGAAUAGCUCUCCAGAUGGGUUCAUGGAAGGCACUCAUGCGCACAGACUAUUCGAAAAAUCAAAUUUACCACCAGAUACCCUUAGCAAACUUUGGAACUUGGCCAACAUGAGGCGGACUGGUUCCCUUAAUCAAACCGAGUUUGUUAUUGCCAUGUUUUAUAUUUCACGCCUAAUGGACCAUACGCUGGAUAGUCUACCAUCCUCCAUUCCAGCCUCCAUUUACAACUCUGCUGCGGGUCGUCCUGGCUCACCCACCUUAUCUAGGCAGAAUACCAUAACGUCACCAGUCCUAAGAAACAAUACCGGACAAUCCGUUGCAGCUACAUUUGGACAGGCUGCGUUUGCGGACGUGCUGGAUGAUGCUUGGGCUAUACCACACGAUCAACGAACAAAGUCCAAAGCUUUUUUCCAACAGCUUGACCCUCGUCAGACUGGCUAUGUUUCUGGUGCCGAUGCUGGUAACUUCUUCCGUAAUGCUGGUUUACCUCAGACCGAUCUGGAGCAAAUAUGGUCGUUGGCUGCUAUUCAAGGUGGAGACCGACUGUCGGCAGAUGAAUUUACUGUGGCCAUGUACCUUAUACACGAGCGAUUGAGCGGGAAACCCAUCCCUUUAACACUCCCAAGAGAUGUCAUCCCUCCAAGUCUACAAUCACUUCGUAAUAACCUCGUACGACACAACACCAUCUCAAAUCCUUUUCCCACUUCUCCAACAUUGGCGAGACCAUCCUUACCUGCCACACCGUCCCCUUUCCAAUCAACUACUUCGGAUAACCUGUUUAAUGACGUGGAUGCCCUUCAAAGUGCCCAGAACACCAUGGCUAGUCAGAGAAGAACACUGGAGACCAAGUUUGCCACAAUGAAGACUCAGACACAGACAAACACGAUUCGACUUGAACAAGUUCGCAAUUUGUAUGAAUCUGAGGCCAGAGCUGUUCGUAAGCUUGAAUCGGAAAUUGCCACGGAACAACCUGGUUUUGAUCGAGCCAAGGCAGAAUUGGAACAAGCAGAGUAUCAAUUGCAGCAACUUAAGCAACAAAAAGAGCAGUAUGAUCAACAGCUGAUGAAUGGACGGAACGAGUCGGAAAGAAUGAAACAACGAGUCAAGGUGAUAUACGAAGAAUGCACUCAAGAAAACCUUUCAGGGUACUAAACCGCAACAAGGAAAGCAAACUUCAUUGGAUUCCAUGUCUGACUUUAAAUCACACUUUUCCGACGUUGACAAGGUUGGAGAGUCAUCUGAGGCCCAGUUGUCUCCGAAAGUGACAACGAAGCAGCCAAGCCCAAAAGCGCCAAAAUCAACAAGUGUGGAUAUCAGU